Molecule: messenger RNA, 1658 nt
Organism: Osmia bicornis bicornis
Lineage: Eukaryota; Metazoa; Arthropoda; Insecta; Hymenoptera; Megachilidae
Gene: GatB
Product: glutamyl-tRNA(Gln) amidotransferase subunit B, mitochondrial
Biological process (GO): mitochondrial translation; glutaminyl-tRNAGln biosynthesis via transamidation
Molecular function (GO): glutaminyl-tRNA synthase (glutamine-hydrolyzing) activity
Source: RefSeq, a predicted model, not a curated record
GGAACAUAAGCUAAUAUAUGUAUAUAAAUAUAUUUCAUUAUUUUGCAUAUAUUAAAAGUAUUUAAAAAUGUUUGUAUGUAGUAAAAAUUAUAUCUCUAUAGGAAAACAUUAUAAGGAUGUUUAUAAAAAGUUUCAUUUAAGGUUUACUUCCACAGAUUUUACACAAUGGAAAUCCACAGUAGGUUUAGAAAUUCAUGCACAGAUUGCUACAAAAUCAAAAUUGUUUUCUGGAGCCUCAACAAACUUUAGUAGCCCCAUUAAUUCAUGCGUAUCACUUUUUGACUGUGCAAUACCUGGAACAAUGCCGGUGUUGAAUAAAAAGUGUGUAGAAGCUGGAGUAUCAACUGCCUUAGCUCUAUCUUGCGAAGUUAACAAUGUUUCAAUGUUUGAAAGGAAGCAUUAUUUUUAUUCUGACCUGCCUGCAGGCUUUCAAAUUACACAACAGAAGAAACCUUUAGCCAUUAAUGGAGAACUUAAAUUUAUUGUAUUCACACCAGAAAUGCAGAAACAACCUUAUUUUAAGACAUCAAAAAUUAAACAGAUACAACUAGAACAAGACAGUGGUAGAAGUUUUCACAGUGAACACUUUGAGAGAAAUUUAGUUGAUCUUAAUCGAGCUGGAAUACCCUUGAUGGAGUUAGUUUUUGAACCAGAUUUAACAAAUGGAGAAGAAGCAGCUGCUCUUGUAAGAGAAUUAAGUUUUAUUUUGCAAUUAAUAGGCACAUGUUCAUGUAAGAUGGAAGAAGGAGCAUUACGAGUUGAUGCGAAUGUUUCUGUAAGUAGAGAUAACGCAUCUUUGGGUACACGGACGGUUAAAAAUAUUGGAAGUACGGGUGCCCUCGACGAUGCUAUAGAAUAUGAAAUAAAAAGGCAAAUUUCCGUUUUGAAAGAAGGAGGUAAAAUUAUUAAUGAGACUCGUGGCUGGGAUCCGCAACAACAGGAAACAAUUCCAAUGCGUGAAAAAGAAGAAAAACAUGACUAUCGUUUUAUGCCUGAACCAAAUUUACCACCUUUAUACUUGCAUAAUUUGAUUGAUGUGGAAUCUUUAAGAGAACAGUUACCAGAAUUACCAGAACAAAUGCGACAGAAAACAUUUCAAGAUCUUAAACCUCAGGCAUUUGUGGGAAUAACGAGUAAUUUAGAAUUAUUCAAAUUAUUUCGUAACAUCUUAGAAAAUGGAAAAUAUCGCAAUCCUCAAUUGGUAGCUACGAUUCUCAUCAGUGAAAUUACGGCUUUUUUACAUGUAAAUAAUUUACAACUUACAUAUUGCUCAGAUAAUUUGAACCGUAUUGGAGAAGCGAUUGAUUUAAUACAAGAUAAAGCAAUAAAUUACAUGAUAUUGCAAAAAUUGUUAAAUAAAUUAGUCAUUGAACCAGAUAAAACGCCAAAACAGAUCAUUGAAGAAAAUAAUUGGUUUAUGAUAUCAGACGAAAGUAAACUGGAGAAAUUAUGUUUGGAAAUACUUGAGAAACAGCCUAAACUCGUUAAAAAGUAUAAAAAAGGACGUACACGUGUAUUUAAAGUACUUUUACAACAAGUAGCCUCGGCUACAAACGAUUGUGCAAAUAUGGAACAAACUACGAAAAUUAUGACAAGAUUGUUAAGUUAAUUUUUAAAUAUAUUGGUUUUGCAACAUAAAAUAUGAAGUACUUUAUUAA